This is a messenger RNA of Sinocyclocheilus rhinocerous, 4881 nucleotides long. RefSeq lists its product as uncharacterized. Gene Ontology annotation, molecular function: protein binding. Bases 154 to 3489 code for a protein of 1111 amino acids. The transcript has 13 exons. NCBI's taxonomy places the organism in Eukaryota, Metazoa, Chordata, Actinopteri, Cypriniformes, Cyprinidae. The record is from RefSeq and is a predicted model, not a curated record.
UAGAAAAAUAAGAAGUGGAGCAGUGCCCUGAUAUCAGCUGCUGUUGAUGCAAAUACCGCCUUUACAUCAUUACUUCUCUAAAGGAACCUCUGCGGAAACGUGCACUGACUGCCUUAAGAGUACAGGACUGUAGAUGCCAGGUCAUCCAGCAGAAUGAGUCGGAGGAAGAGGAGGAACAGUCGCAGGAGGCGGAGCUCCAGCAGCAGUAAACAAUGCAUCUCCCCAUAUAAUUUUCAAAGACACACUAUGGUGGACACUGUGGAAGCUGCAGAGAAGGGAGAAACUGACUCCUUCUGUAAAGAGCAUGAACUGUCAGUGUCUGAAGACGAGAAGGAGACUGAGACUCCAACCACGGAGAAAGAAAACAGACCUGGGAGUUGCGAAGAUUUCUUCCAGGACAAAAAGAAUAAAGACAGACAAAAGCCAAACUCAGAACCAGGUCCAGGGUUAAGAAUCACACAUUUUGUGACCAUCGAUAACUUUGGACUGUCUUCUCCCAGAGUUGUGUUCGAACGGUGCCAUGAAGCAACGGUUAGUAGUGUGAUAGCAGUCACAACCACUGAGAUCAAGUGCAUGAGCCCAAAUAUGAAGCUUGAGAUCAAUGAAGUCGUGACAUCAGAUGAUUCAAAUAUCAAGACAACCUUUAUCACUCAAAACCACAGAGACAAAAGAGAAGAGGCUCAUUUUAGAACUGAAAAACAUCAAACUCGAAAAAACACCUACGUCUAUUCAUGGAACCAACAAGGAGCAGAUUACAAACAAAACAUCAGUGAGAAUAUCAGCUACAAGAUUAGCAUUGCAGAGCUGAAUUCAGAGUCAUCACAUGCUUCCAAGAGUCAGAGCUCAUGGGACGAUCCCGAAGAAAUGGCUUGCCAUAAAAGCUGCUGUAAAAACAACUCCCGUUGGGGAAACACAGGUGGCCAGACGGACACAGAAUUCACACUGGUUGAUGGAUCCUCAUGUUGCUCAUCACCCUCUGAUUUCUGGCAACAUCAGAAACAGCACUCACUGCCCAGCAGUCUCAGUAAUGAGGCAUUAUGGGAUAUCCCUCCCCCUGAUGAAUUUGCUGAUAAGAAGGCUAGUGCACUGGAUUUCCUUGCAGAAAAUGUUGCAUCUUGUCAGAUCAGUCCCAGAGAAAGAUUCGCUGACAACCACAACACUAAAUGCACGCAGACAGCAUCUGAGGUUACCUUGUGCAAAGAGUUUACAUUCCAGAAUACACUGGACAACAGGGCAAAUGUGUCCAGGUGCGAGUCCUCGGGUCCUCAGGAACAUUUAUUCAUGAAUCCCAGAGCUUCAAUAAACAGAUCUUCUUUCACUAAAAACUUCAUCGACAAUCACGAAAGGAAGACGCGCUUGCGCAACAACAGCAUCGCCAUCCUAGAAAGCAAAACUCAUCCUGCAGGCUACAUGGACAUUCCUCCCAAAAGACGAAAGACGUACCCGGGAUUGACAUAUCAAAUGAGUCAAGCCAGAGAGAGCAUUCCCUCAUACAGAGAGUCGUUUUCCUCUGGCACACUGUCGUCGUUUUUUAUGCAGUCGCUUCCCUCUCAGGCAGAGAGGAUGGGCAGAUUUUAUGUAGAAGACGAAAGACUUCGUCCGCUUGGGAGCCGCAAAUCUUCCAGUAGCAGCAGCUAUAGACCAAGCUCAAGCUCCACAACAGGUCCCGACUCUUGUAUUCCCAAGUUUAAAGAUUACCGCUCAACGAAGAACCCCUUCUAUCCAUCCAGGUCUGAUGAGAGCCCAGAAGAAGUCUUCUUUAGAGGCGAACAAUAUCAUGGGCCAGCAGAGCUGGACGAGAUGGAGCAACCGAGUUCUGGUUUGAUGAUCGUUGAUGGUGCGGAUCAAGAUGGUGUGCCUGAGCUGAAUGAAGUCAAUGAAAGUGGCUUUGACGAGGAGAUGCUGGAGCUGGAUGAGUCCAUUUCUCCAGGUGACACCAUGGAGAGACAUCACAGGGAGCUUCUUAUUCAUGUCAUCCCACCGUCGCUGUGCAACUCUGAGGAACAAAUCGACGAAGGAUUAUCCAACGGUGUCAAGCAUAACACGUGUGACAGAGACGAAACCGAUGCUCCAAAGAAACGGAGAGGUUCGGUAAUGACAAUAAUCACUGGGGACUGUGAGCAGAGAUUUCUACAUUCAUUAGAGGUCAAAGAGCACCUCAGGCCUCCAACAGACUCCAUUCAUAAAGAUUCAGAGGAGCAUUCAGACCACUGGGCAAGGAGACGCAAGCUCUUCAAGGAGAGCAAACAGCGCAGUUCUGCAGGAGGAAGCUCUAUUACUAGCAAUAUCACAGAGGAAUCAGACACAAUGAACUCUGAGGACACUCGUUCGGUGGACAUGUCAAUGCGGGAUAUUGAGGACAGAGGAUUUUACACAGAAACCUUUCACUCAGUAUCAUGGAUGUACCAUGGAGAUGAAGUUAACCAGAAUGAAAGUGCACACUGUCUCAGCAGCUGUACUCGACCAGCAGCAAUUCGUGAGCGGACAGUGAAAAUCAGCAAAGGCAUGGGCGAGUAUCCCUGGGGCUUCAGGAUUCAGUUCUCCAAACCCAUCGUGGUUACUGAGGUGGACACAAAUGGAGCAGCGGAGGAGGCAGGCCUGCAGGUUGGAGACUAUGUGCUGGCGGUCAACGGCACCGAUGUCACGAUGGUGCCACACUCAGAAGCGGCUGACCUCGUACAGCAAGGCCCAGACAUUUUGACUCUGACCAUUGGCUCGGACAUCGGUCGAAUGCCGAACACUCCUCGACCGGCGUGCAGGGGUUACUUGCAUAAGAGAACUCAGUCCAGUUUGCUGAAGGGCUGGAGAAAGAGGUGGUUCGUGCUCAGACACGACUGCUGCCUCUGUUACUACAGAAACAAGCGCGAUGAAGGGAAGAGCCGAGCUCUGUCUGUGGUGAGUCUGGAAGGGGCGCUGGUGGAGGCCGACAGCAGUUUAGGAAAGCCGUUUGUGUUCAGAUGCUGCCCUGUGUCUGGGAACCGAGUUUACUACCUGUGUGCCACAUCAAACCAAGAGAUGAAGAGGUGGCUGGAGGCUAUGGGUAGAGCAGUUCAUCCUAUUACACAGAAUCACGUGUGGGUGGAUGUGACUCGACACAACUCAAACCUGCCCCCUCUGGCAGUCAAGAACCCAGAAUGCCUUGGGUUACUGCACCAGCUGGACAGGACCAAGGACUCACGGGUGCAGCACUACUGUGUGCUGAAAGACGGAUGCCUCUAUUUCUACGCCAGCAUUCGGUCAACCUGCGCUAUAGGAGGAAUCUACCUGCAUGGCUACACAGUGAGGGAUCAGCCAGUGGGAUCCAGAAGAUCUGCUAUUGAGCUCAGACCUCCGUCUGAAGAGUUUAAAGUGUUCUACCUCUGCGCAGAGAAUGCAAACGAGAACAAGCGAUGGAUUAGUGCAAUAAAAUCAUCUACAGCAAAAUGGCUGCCAUUGCAUCAGGCAAUUCAGGACUACAUGAGUCGCCCAUCCGAGGAAACAAGAAUGUGAACAAGACUGAUUACAGGACAGUCUGGCGUUUCUCAACAAGCACAACCGUGUUCAAUCCAUAGCAUGAGGAUCUCCUUAUUGUCUCUUAAAAUUAGAUCUGUGAAUAUCCAGACAUUGUGCACAAUAAGUUUAUUAGAAGACUUAAGGCUAGUUUAAUCAUGACAGGUUAGUAGGUUGGGUCUUGGUGGGCAUCACUUUGUUCUCAAAAGUGACCAGGUUGAUGAUGGUGAAAGCUCUUAUGCCUAAAUGGCUCAAAUGCAUAGCCUUACAGAUGCAUGACGCCAAAUUAGCAUCGAGUGCAAUAUCAGAAAGUGUAGCUGUACAGUGCUAAAACUUGUAAUCAGAUCUUUACUGUUUUGAUAAACGUCUAUGUUGAACUGAUCUUGAGAUUGGCUUUGAAGUGCAUUUGCUCAUUUACCAAAAACUAAAGGACAAAUUGAUAAUUGAGCGGUAUGAAUACAAAAUAGAACAAUUGAACAAAUUGAAACUACAAUGAUCAAAUCAUCUAGUGUAAAUAGUCACGAUGGAACCUAAAAUAUCUCCACGAAUAAUAUUCAAGUGCUUUUUUUUUUGACAAUGCAGCAGAAGCAAGUGCAUGAAGUUGUUAUGGCAACCUGUGCAGUGACGGCAGCUGGAAGCAUAGAAAUAGAAGUAGAAACCAUCAAACUCUUUUCUCUAAUUCUCUCAGUCUUUUGUUUUAAAUGAUGACUGUUUAAGGUCCACUUAACCGUUCAGAUGUUGCAUGUUUCUUUGCAUUCAGAGGACAGGUUAAGAAAGAAGGAUGGAAUGCAUUUCUGUAAACCUGUUUGUGAAUUCUUACGAUGUUUUCCAUUUUCAGCAUUUGCUAAUUAUGUAAAGACACUGCCACUGUUAUUGUAUAUAACACACAUUUUCUUUAGUUCUUUAGGACACAUUUAGUCCUCUUUAGAUAGGAUGCAGUGGAAUAUCUUAAUUCUUGUUUUAGCUCAUUUAUACAUUAUUAUGACUUUUACUAUUCUUUGUAUAACUAAUGCUACAUUUAUGGUUUUUUGUAUUACUAUUUUUAUUAGUAUUGGACUGUAAAGUCUUCCAGUUUACAGUUUGAUAAGAUAUUUUUUACAACCUAAGGGAGUAUUUAUACUUGGUCACUUUAUUCAUUUUAAUUCAUUACAUUAAUCAUUCAUUUAUGUGGCCCGAACAACCAGAUUCAUUACACUUGGCUGAAAUGCAUUUCAGAUUGGAUUCACCUAAUGACUGGAUAGCUAUUUGAUCAGUAAAACACAUGUAGUGACCAAGUGUAAAUAUCCUCUAAUGAUUUCCCUAAAAUUUGAUGUAGUCUGUUCAUUGAAGUGCUUGUAUUGCAUGUAAAGAGCCCAUGAAGCUUGCCAAAAUACAGACUUGCAUUAUGUUCUA